Messenger RNA from Ylistrum balloti, 845 nucleotides. RefSeq lists its product as uncharacterized. The transcript has 3 exons. NCBI's taxonomy places the organism in Eukaryota, Metazoa, Mollusca, Bivalvia, Pectinida, Pectinidae. The coding region runs from base 92 to 580 and encodes 162 amino acids. The record is from RefSeq and is a predicted model, not a curated record.
UGAUAAGAAACGACUUCUUACUCAUAAAAUCUCACGUUGAUGUAACCGAUUGGAUUAAUAUACAGAUACUUGCCAUCUCUAGAUCACCAUCAUGUCUAACUAUCCCCCGAUGGGUUCCAACUAUUUUGAUGACACUCGUGGCAGUACAAACCGCCUCGAGUCUGCCUCCGAGCUUGGGAGUGCAUAUGAGCUUCGUCGACUGGGAGACUCACGUUACACAUCACAAGCCAGUAUGACCAUGUCCUUAUAUGGCAGUCGGAGUAUUUUGUCUAUGUACACACCCUCUCAGGCAUCCUACAUCCUCCCAGUCGUCACUGACGCUCCAGAUCCUAUCAAGAAACCUGCAGAUAACUGGGGCUUUGCCUGCUGUUCUGUGUUUUUCAAUCCUCUGUUUGGCCUGAUUGCUGUGUUGUUAGCAGAAAUGUCUAAGGACUAUUUCAAUCGCUGUAAAUAUGUCCAGGCCUCAAAAUAUGGAGCUUACGCUAAAGGUACGGCUUUGGGCGGUAUAGUGUCUAUGAUUAUUGUACUGGUCCUUAUCAUAGCUCAAGUGGUGCAUUACCACCUGAAGUUUUAUUACUGAUCCCAGGACAACACAAGGUUCUUCUUCAGACAAAAUUUUCUAAAAUUAAUUUUCAGAUACCUUCGGUUCUAUUCUUCACAAUUUCAUUGACUUAAAAAAAGAAAUAAAUGGUUUGUUUAUUAAACAUCUACAAUGUCAGAAAAGUGACUGACAACGUCAGUCCUUAACUAUACUUGAACGAGAACUGUUAUGAAAUUCAGGCGUAUGCGUUUGUGACGUUGUUUUCUACUUAAGGUCUGCAUAAGUACAAACACUUGCCCAGCAA